Pyrgilauda ruficollis (rufous-necked snowfinch) is the source of this 1144-nucleotide messenger RNA. It is a transcript of the gene NDP, whose product is annotated as norrin cystine knot growth factor NDP. NCBI's taxonomy places the organism in Eukaryota, Metazoa, Chordata, Aves, Passeriformes, Passeridae. The record is from RefSeq and is a predicted model, not a curated record. The transcript is spliced from 3 exons. The coding region runs from base 216 to 662 and encodes 148 amino acids. Gene Ontology annotation, biological process: Wnt signaling pathway.
GAAUAAUAAACGUAUUUUUCAGAUGCUGUCCUUUAAUUAGUUGGGAAGACACUGACACCCAGAAAGUGCUGCCUGACAACUGUGCGGGAGAUUCUUUGAUGUAUUACAACCUCAUCAGACUCCAAUUUGAGAAGAAGAAUGACAGCUCGGACACUUAAACCAGACUUUUCACCAUCCUGGAAAGGAACUGGCUUCCAGAAUUUGGAGGGUUUUUGAUGCUCUACCUCCCUCUGCUGUUACCAGCGAGAAGUUCCUCGACAAUGGGAAAUCAUGUACUCGCAGCUUCGAUUUCCAUGCUCUCGCUGCUGGUGAUGAUGGGAGACACGGACAGUAAAACAGAGAGCUCCUUCCUGAUCGACUCCGACCCCAGCCGCUGUAUGAGGCACCACUACGUCGACUCCAUCAGCCACCCUCUCUACAAGUGCAGCUCCAAGAUGGUGCUGCUGGCUCGCUGCGAAGGCCGCUGCAGCCAGACCUCGCGCUCGGAGCCCAUGGUUUCCUUCAGCACGGUCCUGAAGCAGCCCUUCCGCUCCACCUGCCACUGCUGCCGGCCCCAGACCUCCAAGCUGAAGGCCAUGAGGCUGCGGUGCUCGGGGGGCAUGCGGCUCACGGCCACCUACCGCUACAUCCUCUCCUGCCACUGCGAGGAGUGCAACUCCUAGGGACCGAGGGGCGCGGCAGACGGGGGACAAGGGGGUGCUGCUGAGGGGGAAGAGCCCCAAGAAACAAUCCAAGGUCAGGCCGGUGCUCCCAGCACAGGAUUGCGGCGAGGACAGGACUCACCAGGCUGGAUUGAAUCUGAGAGCAGAAGUACAAAAUAUCCUGGGUUGCUGGAUGGUGCUGGUACCGCAGUGUGGGCUGUGAUAAAGGCAAAAGCACGAGGACUUGUUUUUAAGAAGCCUUUCUUUUUUUCUGAAAGGAUAUUUUUGAGAGUUUCUUCUUUUUCAGACUCAGCUCUGACUACAGAGAGGUGCUUUUACUUGAGGCCAUGGGCAGCAGGGGAACAGAGAAGAAGAUCAGCCAGAUGACAGCAUUGCAGUCUGGAAAGUGACAUUUGGACAGAGGAUGGGCAUCAGUUCCCACAGACAACCUCUUAACCUAUCAAUUUAUUCUCAGUUUUCUAGUUAUACUGGCCUUCAAAGCA